CGCGCAUUUAAAACAGAAACACCGCUGCUGUGAACGCGCGCGAAUGGAAGGACUGAAAAUGAUUAAAUAUAGAACCAGAUUCUGAGUUAAACGCUCGUGUUCUGUGUGUAGUUCAAAAAGUCUGUCAAUUCCGGGCUUCAGUCUAAAGUUGCAGUAUCAUAUUUUUUGUGUGUAAUAUCUAUAACAAGUGAUCAGUAUACAGUUUCAGUUUCAUAAUGUUUGAGCUUUGCUAAAAAUAUACAGGCUAGCCUGUAAUUAGGUGUUUAAUGGUGUGACAACAUGCCCCAGUGUAGGGGUCAGCAUGUGUUAAAUGCAGAGCUGUCCUUCUGCUCCUGCUCUGUUUGGAGAUCAGUCAGAGCAAACCCAAUGACUUCAUCUGUGACCCGGAGCUCAGGAGACGCAUGGAUGUCAGAGAGUCGCUGGACACGCUCACGAAGCACUGCUCGGAUCAGCUGUCGUCGCCCGUCCUGUGCCCGUGUGUCCGGAUACACAGGGCGUCAUGGAGACAAACACCGACACACCCAUCAGUUCCAGCAGAAGCAGGCAUUUGUACGGGAUUCUCUGGACGCUCUUCUUCAGUCUCUGCGGAGCGUGAGGGAAAGUUCGUCCUCCUCCUGUCAGAUCCUCAUUCUGGAGACGCUGGAACACGGUGUGAAAAACCACCUGCUGAUAGUGAACGCUCUGGAGCGUCGGGCGAGGACUAGUGACCAACAGAUGUCCACAUCUUCUCCUGAACCGCACUGCAAGGCUCAUAAAGCGGCCAGUUUGACUCAGACUCUGAGCUUCUAUGGACGGCUGGUGCGCGGGCCGGUGGAGCUGCUGGUGGAGAGUCUCCAACACACGUGUGCAGGACACACACACGACACAUGAUGAGGAAAUAAAGACUGACGGAGGAUCAGACCCAGUGCACUCUAAACUUCCUCUUGAAAUGUGGAUACAGGAAAUUUAAGAAAAACACACAGGAACCUUAUAGGGACUUUUCAGUCCCCAUGAGCAAAGCAGCUUAUAAUAUUGAUAUAUUCAUAUAAUAUCAGACUAAGUGAAGCUUUUUGAAAAAGUAAAAAAAUGCAGAAUGUUUUCUGUGAUGGGCAGGGGUG
This is a messenger RNA of Ctenopharyngodon idella (grass carp), 1097 nucleotides long. RefSeq lists its product as uncharacterized. Lineage: Eukaryota; Metazoa; Chordata; Actinopteri; Cypriniformes; Xenocyprididae. Gene Ontology annotation, biological process: cell population proliferation. Gene Ontology annotation, cellular component: extracellular region. The transcript has 5 exons. The record is from RefSeq and is a predicted model, not a curated record. Gene Ontology annotation, molecular function: cytokine activity; hormone activity. The coding region runs from base 280 to 870 and encodes 196 amino acids.